GUGACUGCCAGGACCCAACGCCCCAUGAUGCACAGCGUUUGUGACAAGACCACACCCACUUUCAGUGUGUAGAGGAAGUUGCAUCGUCAGCAUGUCCUCUUACCCUCAGUCAGUGCCUCAGGGUCGGAGGGCUGUGGAUGCUCGUCACCUUUCUAGUCCCACCACCCUUCCUCUGCAGCUGAGAGCCCAUACGGAUGUUGGUGGACUGGUGGACUACCAUCCUCACGCUCGGGACUAUGGUUCCCAUCUGUCCCAUGGAUCCCUGGCCCAGCCUCACCGCCGCAGACCAUCCCUUCUCUCUGAAUUUCAGCCAGGCAGUGAAAGAGGUCAAGAGCCCCACAUCCGAUAUGAACACAUUUACCUACAGGAUCCCGGCAGCCAAUCAGAAGUGGAAUACUCUGAGAUGAAGCGUCCUCGCUUGGAAAUGGGGACAGAGUCUCUUAUUCGUCACUCAUCUCAUCGUCAGCCCCUCACCGUGGGUGGAGCUGAGGAAAUGGCAAAGCAACAGCUAGAGGAAGAAGCUGCGAAACCCCAGGAGCCAGAGCGCACCAUCUCCCCUCCACCCAGUGAAGCCAAACCCCGCAGCCUUGUCCAGAUCAUCUAUGAUGAAAACAGGAAAAAGGCAGAGGAGGCUCAUCGCAUCCUGGAGGGACUCGGUCCCCGAGUAGAGCUGCCUUUGUAUAACCAGCCGUCUGAUACCAAGCAGUACCAUGAGAACAUCAAGAUAAAUCAGGCAAUGAGGAAGAAGCUUAUUCUGUAUUUCAAAAGAAGAAAUCAUGCUCGCAAACAGUGGGAACAGAAAUUCUGCCAGCGCUACGACCAGCUAAUGGAGGCCUGGGAGAAGAAAGUUGAGCGCAUCGAGAAUAACCCGCGCCGCAGAGCCAAAGAGAGCAAAGUGCGGGAGUAUUACGAAAAACAGUUUCCUGAGAUCCGCAAACAGAGGGAGCUGCAGGAGCGCAUGCAGAAUAGAGUGGCUCAGCGAGGUGGGGGUUUGGCCUCAGCAGCCCGCAGCGAACAUGAGGUUUCUGAGAUCAUCGAUGGCAUCUCAGAGCAAGAGAACUCAGAGAAGCAGAUGCGUCAGUUAGCUGUGAUUCCUCCCAUGCUGUUUGAUGCCGAGCAGCAGAGGAUAAAGUUCAUCAACAUGAACGGGCUGAUAGACGAUCCCAUGAAGGUCUACAAAGACAGACAGGUCAUGAACAUGUGGAGUGAACAGGAGAAGGACACUUUCCGUGAGAAGUUUAUCCAGCACCCAAAAAACUUUGCCCUGAUAGCCUCCUUUCUGGAGAGAAAGACAGUGGCUGAGUGUGUCCUGUUCUACUACCUGACUAAGAAGAAUGAGAACUACAAGAACAUUGUUCGCAGGAGCUACCGUCGCCGAGGCAGGAGCCAGAAUAACCAACAAGCACAGCAACAGGUGAACCGCAACAAUCAGGAAGAGAAAGACGACAAGGAGAAAGAAAAGGAGGGAGACCGUGAGGAGGAAAAAGUAGAGGGAGAUGAGAAAGAGGACGGCAUGAAAGAUGACACCUCUGGUGAGGACGGGGAGGAGAAAGAGCCUCCUGCAACCGCUAAAGGCCGGCGCACCGCAAACAGCCGCGGUCACCGGAAAGGACGAGUCACUCGCUCUAUGACCAACGAGCAGGAAGAGAACACUUCACCGCUAAGCACUGAGCUGGCUAAUCUGGAGAUGAAUGAAAGUUCUCGCUGGACUGAAGAGGAGAUGGAGACCGCAAAGAAAGGUCUGCUCCAGUAUGGCAGAAAUUGGUCCGCUAUCGCCAAGAUGGUGGGCUCCAAAACAGUCUCCCAGUGCAAGAACUUCUACUUUAACUACAAGAAGAGACAGAAACUGGAUGAGAUUCUGCAACAGCAUAAAAUAAAAUCGGAGAAAGAGCGUAAGGCCAGACGUAAAGGUAAAGCUCUUCAGAACGAGGAGGCCAGCGCUCCAUCUGCUGCAGAGGACGAGGAGAUGGAGGGAUCGGGAGUCAGCGGCAAUGAGGAGGAGGCUCAGGAUGACGGAGAGGGUGGAGCCAAUAACAGCUCAGACACCGAGAGCCUCCCUUCCCCACGCUCCUCAGAUGACAGCAAGGUCAAAGAAGAGGGCUCCGGACGGCCUAAAACUGCACCCAACGCCACUUCCUCCUCGUCCUCCACGGACAAGGACAUGGCAGCUACUGAGAUGGGGCCGGAUGAAAUGCCAAAAGUGGAGAAAGGAGAGGUGGAACCGAGAGGAGUGAAGCAGGAGGUAAAGAUCGAACCGGGGGAGUGUUGUAAGGAAGCAGCAGGAGAAGAUAAGAAGCCUCCUGCCCUGGAGGUGGAGGAGGGCAAGAAAGAGGUCAAAAAGAAAGAGCAUGGAGGAAAGAGCGGAGCUCAAGACAGCGACUCCAGCGCCACAUGCAGCGCCGAUGAGGUGGAGGAGACGGAAAGCUCAGACAAAAACAGGCCGAGUUUGUUGAGUUUCGCCCAUGAUGGAGUGAUCGCUUCUCCACUUCAGAAACCGCUGGACCUCAAACAGCUCAAGCAGAGAGCAGCCGCUAUACCUCCCAUAAUGCCAGAGAUGUCGGUAGCAGGACGCAAUAACCGGCCCAGGUUGCUGGGGAAGCAGCAGGCUAUGCCCCACGCUCUUGCAUUGUACCAGCAGCAGAUUACCAUGGCACAUGAAUCUUCCCAGGAGGCCAAACAGCAACAAUCACAGCCAGCCAAAUCUCAGCAUAACACAGGGGGCGGAGACUCAAGCAGCCCACGGGUCAGGACUCGCAGCCCUGGUGUCUCUGAGAGAGAGAGAGAAGAGCUGGAGGGGAACGAGAGAUGGCUUCAGGCUCUGCUACAUGGAUUACAUAAAUCUCGAGCAUUCUCUCCUCUUGCGGAUGGUAAAAAGAUUCCCGGGGCUGAUGACGUUCGGGCUGUAGGUCUAGGCCGGCCAGUGAUGUCACCGUACCAGCUCUCUCCCAGAGACAUGGCCAAACUCAGCCAUGAACAGCUGCUACACUACAAUCCCUCAUUGGCUCCCACUCUACAGCCACAGGAGAGAAUGGCUGCAGUGCGGCCUCUCCAUAUCCCAGAACCCCCUCCUCUCAUCUCCUCUGCCAAACCUGGUGGUUCCAUCACGCAGGGUACUCCGGUGCAAUUGCACAACCCUUCUCAUGGCUCCGACCAUGGGAAAAUCCCAGCACCAGGAUCCCUGGCUCUCUCCUGGAUGGACCAGAGGAAAAUGGGAGGGUUUCCAGUGGUUAAACAGGAGCAGUUGUCUCCACGCGGGGCCGCCUCCUCUCAGACUGAGAAUCUCUCCUCACAGGACAGCGCUACGUCACGGGGCCCCAUGCCAGCUGUUCAGGGUGGCAGCAUCACGAAGGGCAUCCCUGGCACACGUGUGCACCAAGAACCUUCCAUAUCAUAUCGAGGAGGUUCAAUCACUCAGGGCACUCCUGCAGAUGUCUUGUAUAAGGGCACAAUAACCCGUCUGAUCACUGAGGACAGCCCCAGCAGAGAGAGAAGCAGAGAAGACACUCCUUCUAAGGGGCACGUAGUCUACGAGGGCAUCAGUGGACACAUCCUCUCCUUUGACCGGGGUCCAAAUUCUAAGGAAGAGGGUCGUGGAGACAUGGCUGGGCUGAAGAGGACCUAUGAGAUGAUGGAGGUUGGCAUUUCUCGUGUGCCACCCAUCAGAGACUCACUAUCUGCCACUGAAGGCUUGAUCAGUCGAGCAAUGCCUCACGAGCGUGAUAGUCCUCAUCUACACCACAUCCGUGGAUCCAUAUCCCAAGGAAUCCCGCGGGAUGACUGUCAGCGCCGGGAGGUUAAACAGAUGAAAAGAGAGGGUUCCCCAUCACCCCGUGGCCCUGGUCAUCCCACUGACACUCUUAAAUCACGUUCUCACGAGAGUAUAGUGACCACCGUCAAAGAGGGAGGACGCUCCAUCCACCUGAUCCCUCCUGAGGGGGUUGUGAUAGGCAAGCCUAAGGAGGGCUCAAUCACCCAGGGCACCCCUCUGAAACAAGAGCCUGUUGGCUCAUCCAAGCGCCAUGAUGUGCGGUCCAUCAUCGCCAGCUCUCCUCGGCCUUACUCUGGAAUGUCCUCUCAUCUAGAGCUCAGGCCCGAGCACAGAGGGUCUGACAGGACCCGAUAUGAGGAGGUAGGGUGCAAAUCACGACCCAGCGCUGUGGUCAGCACCCCCGGUUCUCUGUCCCGUACUUCUCCAUUGGCACUUAGUGGAGAGCAGAGCAGCAGACCCCACCACAGUCCAGUGGGCUAUGAAGAUCACAAAAGAUCCGGCUACCCUCCGCCCUCGCACAGAGCCUCUCCACUGUCCGGCAGAGAAACCUCACAGCGUGCACAUGAAGGCUCUAGUAAGGCCCAGCAGCAGGAGAGAAAAGCCACUCCCACCCCUCGAGAGGUGAGCUCCACUAAGUCUCCACUGGCAGUUGGUGAGCACACUGCGUCUUUGGCCUACGAGAGGAUCCUGCAGGGGCUGGGAACGGAUAUGUACCGUGGCCAGAUACCUCUACCAUUUGACCCUGCAACUCUGCCCAGGGGAAUCCCGAUUGAGCCAGCGUAUUACCUGCCCCGUCACCUGCCCCCUGGCCCUGGCUACCCUCACCACUACUCACCCUACCUGAUCAGAGGUUUCCCUGAAACAGCAGCCCUGGAGAACAGACAAACGCUCUUCAACGACUACAUUACCUCCCAGCAGAUGCACCAGUGGCCAGCCGCUGCUGCCAUGGCUGCCCAGAGACCCGACCUGCUCAGAGGCCUAACACCUCGAGAGCAGUCUCUUAACUUAGCCUACUCACCUACACCCAGAGGAACAUCUGCCUCUCCCAUGGAUCGUAUCACAUACAUCCCAGGAACCUCUCCAGCUUUUCCCAGCGGAGCCUACAACACAUCUCCCAUCUCACCAGUGGGAGCCUCUCACAUGAGCAAGAUCCAAGGCAGUUCGACGUCCUCAGAGAGAGAAAGAGAACGGGAGAGGGAGAGAGAGAGGGAAAGAGAGCGGGAUCGUGAGAGAGAGCGAGAGCGGGAUCGAGAGAGGGACAGGGAACGAGACCGAGAGCGAGAGCGUGAGAAAGACAGGGACAGAGAAAGAGACAAGUCCCUCGGUCAUGGUAACGUGGAACAUGCCCCUAUAUGGAGACCAGGAGCACCAGAACAGGUGGGUGGCAGCAGCAGUUCUCGUCCCCAAUCUCAUCCAUACAGUCACCAGUCGUCUCCGCUCUCCCCUCGUCCCCAGGACAGCCUGCAGCAGAGACCUAGUGUUCUGCACAACACCAGCUCAAAGAGCCUGCCCAAUUCUGAGCACAACAGUCCCUCUGUGCUGCGGCCACCAGGAUCUGCUCGCUACCAGGGCUUCAGUGGGCACCUUCGGUCUGGUCUAGCCAAUGAGGGUUACCCAUCCGGUACAGACUCAAACGCUAAAGAUUCAAAUAGAGAUGGGGGCAAAAGCCAUGGGCGUGGAGGUCUGCCCAAACAUCAGGACCUUUCAUCCUCUUCCAAGUCUGACCCCAAGCUGGCCAGCCCUGGUGCCGGUGGGUCAUACCCCUCUCCGUACAGCCAGGCCCCUGGUGCCCACCUCGGUCUGCCCACAAGUCGAGGGCACCCCUUGCUGGCUUCCGAAAACAACAGCGGCAGCGGUUCCAUCCCGUCCCGCGGUGGGGAUGGCAUCAGCAGCGCGUCAAGUAGGGAAAAGACUCAAAACAAAGUGAUGUCCAUACAGGAACACGAACUUCGAGCACUCGGUAAGACCACCAUGACAGCGGCCAACUUCAUAAACGCGAUAAUCAUGCAUCAAAUUUCUUGUGAUGCGGCGAUGCCAGAGACUGGUGCGCUCGCGACCAACGGCACCUGUGAUGGUAUCUCUGCAGCUCACCAAAAGGCACUAGAACAGCUGUACGGGUCUGAGGACAGACUUUCUCCAGGUCAGCAGCCGCCUUCUGCUGUCAAAGGCUCUCAGAGAGUGGUCACUCUCGCCCAGCACAUCAGUGAGGUGAUCACUAAAGACUACACGCUCCAGUCGCAGCAAGGCCAGAUAGGGGGUCAAUCAUCUCUACAGCCUGUGUUUGGAUAUCACAGCUCCCCUGUGCUGGAUCUCACUCGUCCUCCCAGCGCCCCCCAAGCCCAGACCCCCACAGACCCCAACGCCCGCUACACCCCAGAAGGCGCUGCUGCUGAGAGGGAGAGAGGGAGAGACAGGUCUCCUCCUCAGAGUAAGGCCUCUCCAGUGAGUCUGGCUGCUGAUGGGAUUGAACCUGUUUCACCACCAGGGGCCAUUUCGGAGCCGGAGACACCAGGAGCUGCCUACCCUAAUGAACAAGCAGAGCAGGGUAUGGGAUCUCGUUCACCAGCUAGUAGCUCCCAACCACCAGCCUUCUUCAGUAAACUGACUGAGAGCAACUCCGCUAUUGUCAAGAGCAAGAAGGAAAUGAUUAAGAAGAUGGUGGUCGGCACAGAGGCUGAAUUCAACCAGGGCCAACCUGGGACAGAAAUCUUUAACAUGCCCGCCUCUACAAAUGCAGGACCCGUGAGCGUGCGCAGUCACCCGGCACCAGAGGCCAGCGGUAAUACUAUAGGUCUGGAGGCCAUCAUCAGGAAAGCCCUCAUGGGAAAGUAUGAUGAACAGAUGGACGAUCGCUCACCGUCCAACUCUGUCAACUCGAUGAGUGUUGGCGUGCCAGCUGCUGUCGGGCCGCCAGCUUCAGCGGAUGGGCGUUCUGAAGACCCCUACUCCUUGCCAGUUAAAUCCAAAGGAGGGCGCUCUAAUGGUCGCAAGACUAAGUCUCCUGGUCCUGGUCUGUCUGGAGGAGAGAGACCUUCAUCUGUGUCCUCUGUCCACUCUGAGGGAGACUGUAACCGUCACACCCCACUCACCAACAGAGUGUGGGAGGACAGACCCUCAUCUACAGGCCCCACUCCAUUCCCCUGUAACCCCCUGACCAUGCAGAUGCGUCUCCCCAGCGGGAUGAUGUCAGGACCCUCACCUUCCCCAACGCAGCAGGGCACAUCGGCGCCUCCACAGGGCCAGACCCAACCCCGCACCUGGGAGGAAGAACCCAAACCUCUGCUGUGCUCUCAAUACGAGACCCUGUCAGACAGCGAGUGAACACACACCUCACGCCGCAUACACUAGGACUGAACGUUUGCUGCUUAUGAACAGAAACUUGUUACUGUAAACAGGGAUGUUCGUGAACACACACGUACUCGUGUCCAUACUGACAUACGGGAACACACACACGUCCAUCUGCGCUCAUGCCCUCUGAUACCUCUACACACAUAUUCAUACAUAGACAUACAUCCCAUAACCCACCCAAGCGCGCACACUCAAGCCAUCAGUGGAAGUGCAUUACAUGGCUACAGACGUGUGUUGAUGUGUCAGUGUGUUUGUGAAUGUGUGCGUCACUCCAGGACUACUUGUAGGAUGAAUCACUUUUUAGGUUUUAUAUAUAUAUAUAUAUAUAUAUAUAUACUUCUAUUCGUGUCGUCUUGCAGGCCUUAUCAGAGUUGACUCAUCUGUUUUGUUUGAAGCGUUUUGGAGCAUUCCUCAUUAGACUGCUCAGGACACACACUCUUAUACUGUAAUACAACUGCAAAUUGUUUGUUUUGUGUGUGUGUGUGUGGUGUAAUGCAAAGGCUGGAUGAAUCCUCUGCAGAAAUAAGCACCCACACACACACACACGCGUAUACCCUCUGAGUUCUCAUGUGCAUCUGCAGUCCUUCAUGAUGGUUCAUGUGUUGCCAAGAUGACCCUGUUAUUUUUUUUAUGGAUCUGAUGCUGUUGGGCCAUCCGAGUAUGUGUGUGAUGAAACAAGACCUUCAGAGAGGCAGGUUGGCUGAUCCCUGUGCUAAACUCUACUGGGUUUGAAGCAGAUUUAAUUUGAUCCUGUAACAUUCUGUCCUUACCAUGCUACUUCUGAGAGUUUACAUGGGCAGCCAAAUCAUUGGUUUACAGGGUACACAUAAUGUUCAUUUGUUAACAUCAAACCUUCAUUUUUUGCUUUAGUUUUGACACUCAGAAGUGACUCUAGCUGACCAAUAAUAUGUUGUCUUUUCCGUCAUCUCUCUUUGAUAGUAGAUGUGCGAGAUGUUUUUAGUUUCGAACUUUAUGUACAUGAACCUUUGCAUGUUUUUUUUUUGUAAUGAGUUAAGCACUUAGUCGGCAAACGGUUCCUGUCAGUGUCCUUCAACGGAUGCCGACCUGAAUGCAACAUUUUACACAGCAUUUAUUUUCGUUUUUCUUAUACAGUGUUUUGUUGAUUUGUUUCGUCACCUACCUUGUCAAGUGUUCCACUCUCUAGCGACAAUCACUGGCAGAGAGUUGAGCGAGUGGACGCAUCUUUAGGGGAAGCUGCUUUAUCAGGUCUGAAUGUCCCAGCAGACCUGAUGUUUUUCACGUCAUCUAUUUGUUGAAGAGUUAAAGCCAUGCUGUCUGGCCAGUCCUUUGACAUGACACUCACUGAGAGCUGCUUUACUUUUGCUCUUUGUGCUUGAACGAAGGGUUCGGGAUGUGUUUUUUUUCUCCUUUCUUUGAGCUCAUUUGAGGAGAUAAAUCCUGCGUAAUAAAAUAAAAUGGAGGUGAGCAGACGCCACACCCCAUAUAACCUGUAGUCCUUCACUCUGUACAGUUUUAAAGAUAAUUCUAGUGUUAAGUGCCAUGUAUUUGACAUACAUUUCUGAAGUUAAAACUACCAAGUGACUACGCACAAUUGUUUGUUUUUUUCUUCUUGUUAUGCCAGGGUUGUACAAUUUGUCACGCAGGCACAAUUUAAAACCGUGAAGGAGACAUUUACCGUGUCAGUCUCCUCUCCAAAACGCCUCUUUUUCGGACCACCGUAGCGGUGGGGUUACUAAUUGCUUUGCAUGCAGAUUAGAUAGAAUGAAAUGUUUUAAUUCGUAUUGUUUGACUUUUAUUUGUCACAUGGUUUUAACAGUUCAAACUGCAAUGCUAAUUGUAAUCUCCAGACUUUGGGGAUAUUUUUGGAAGCUAAUUAAAAGAUGAAACGUAAAAGUUCAGCAGUGGGUUUUAUCCGGUGGGGGCUUUUGUUGUUGCUUUGGUGGUCGAGGACCGUUUUAGUGCACUACCUAGUGUGGUUUUGUAUAAUGGGGCUUUAUCUUCAGUCACUUCAAUCCCAAAUACACUCUCAUCAAGAUCCCUGAAUGGGGUGUGCAAACAGUAGCUAUACUUUUUUUUUUUUAACCAUAACAUCUACACAGACAUCCCAGAAUGCUCUGCUCUGAUUUUGAGAUUCAUUCUCUGACAUACCACUCCAGACAGUAUUGUAUUUAGUGGACAAGUCACUCUAAAGUUCAGUGUUUUCUUGUAUAGCGAGCCCUUUUUCCUCUAUAUUGACUGUUUGUUUGACCUUUUUACUGAGGACAGGAUUGCACUUUCCUUAGAUGAGGUGUUCUCAUUUGUAACUGAUAAACGUAAAUGAAGCUGAGAGAUUAAAACAAAUGAAGAGGAGAGAGAUGGGAAAACAGCGGUAAUCGUCGCCCCUCUUAAGAUUGGAAAGGUUAAGUGGGUAUUUGGGUGGCAUCUGUUUUUGUACAACCAUUUUGUG
Sinocyclocheilus rhinocerous is the source of this 9545-nucleotide messenger RNA. Its product is annotated as nuclear receptor corepressor 2-like. Gene Ontology annotation, cellular component: chromatin. Gene Ontology annotation, molecular function: transcription corepressor activity. Lineage: Eukaryota; Metazoa; Chordata; Actinopteri; Cypriniformes; Cyprinidae. Bases 92 to 7090 code for a protein of 2332 amino acids. The record is from RefSeq and is a predicted model, not a curated record. Gene Ontology annotation, biological process: negative regulation of transcription by RNA polymerase II. The transcript has 44 exons.